AUGACCGACCCAGCAAGUACCGCCAAAACGAUCAAAACACACGGGUCACAGUACGAGCGAGUCGCCCAGGCAUGUGACCGCUGUCGCGCAAAGAAGACCAAAUGUGACGGCAAGAAGCCGUGCACAAACUGUUCACUCGUAGGCUUCGAGUGCAAGAUCUCCGACAAGCUCUCGCGGCGUGCGUUUCCGCGUGGGUACACUGAGACUCUCGAGGAGCGGAUCCGCAUGCUCGAGGUCGAGAACAAGAAGCUCUUGGGGUUGCUUGACUUAAAGGACGAGCAACUCCUGGUCGUACAGGGGCUUGGCGAGCAGCUAAGCGACACAUCCCGGCCCCAGCGGCUGGAUAAACCGCCCGGACUGGGCGAACCCGUAUCGCCGCCGCUUUCGUCGUCCAACCUCUCACGCCUCAACCAGUUGAGCGCCCAUCCGCACCGCUUCACCGCACCUCAGAAGGACCACACCGGUGAGAACUGCUGCGCCAACUACCCCCACUCGUUUCAGGAACGCACCAUCUCCUGGUCCGACUCCGUCGACAUCGACAAUGGGCGCCUCUCAUCCGACACGCUGAACUCGGAUAAAGAGCUCCACGAUAUCAGCCUCCGCGGUGCGGCGUUUGCAAUCUCCAUGUCGCGUGUAGACCCAGCUGCGCGAGCCAAUGCCCACGGCAGCUCCGAGCCAGACGACGCGCACUGCCUAGCCCUGCUUGUGGCGAACUGCUUACCGCGCUCCACCGAGGAGGUCCUCUUCACGCCGACUAUUAUGGCCAAGAUCGGAGAGUAUCACGGCUACGACUCGCGAGCCGCCACGCUCACAGCGCGCGCGCUUGCGGGCUUGAAGGACUAUAUACCCGCGACGCCGAUGGCGGACCACGACCUCUUUGACGUGAACUUCCGCCAGGGCCAGGCGUCGUGGUUCUGGAAGACACUCAGCCUUCCGCUGCGUAUCGUAAUGGACCAGUUAAUCACGCAGUUUGUGCAAGAGUGGAACGCGGUUCUUCCGAUUGUGGACGAGGCGGAUUUGUUUGCCAAGUACAAGAGCGAAGAGUUCCAGGCGAGCUAUGACAGUAACUUUGGCAAUUUCGGGCCUGAUGAAGACACCGACGUGCUCAGUGGGAUGCAGAGUUUCGGGGUUCUUCUUGUGUUUAUCUGCGCGUUUGGUUUGCUCAGCCGGAAGCUGAACAUUGUCGAGGCCAAGCUGGGCCAGGCAAACAGUCAGGUUAACGGCCAAGCGAGGGCUAACAUCUCGUCUGAGAUCACACCUGAGGAAUCCCUCCGCCUCCUUAACCAUUACGACGCCCUCAUCCACGAAUUCAUCAGAAACCCCACCCUCACCGCCGAGUGCUCGCUCCAGUCGCUCACCUUCCUCAACCUCGCACUCAACUACUGCUGCAACGUUGGCGAUGUAUCGUCCGCGUGCCAGCUCCGUGCGCGCAUGGUUGCGGUCACGCACCAGCUCCGCCUUCACCGCUGCCCCUCGGCGGUCUUGUCCAUCCGCGGCGCCGCGGUCGACCGCCAGUCACAGGGUGCGCGCCGCGUGCUCUUCUGGUGCUCCUACAGCUUGGACUGCUUCCUGUCGAUGAUCUUGGGCGUACCGCGCUUGUUCAAGGACUACGAGAUCGAGUGCGCGCUUCCGGCAAAACACGAGCAGAUUGUCAAAACCAGCGACGGCGAGCUCCGCCUCGAGGGCACCGUCAACAGCUUGGGCUUGUCAAUCAUCUGCUUCUCGCGGAUUAUCGGGUGUAUCAUUGACAACAUCUACAGGCGCCACGGUGCGGACGGGGGCCCCACGCUCUUUCGCCAGGAAAACAUGUUGGAGACGUGGCGGAAGCAGCUUCCACAGACCUUGAAGUUUGGGAUCGAUGUAAAUGGGUUGCUCAAGACGGAUUUGUCGACAUUCCGCACAUGGCAGCAGAUCUUGGUAAUCUUUUUGUACUACCAAGCGCGGAUCUUGAUCUACUUUCCGCUAAUGGCCGAGCCAGAGGGGGACCAAACCAGCAGUGAGACCGGGGCAAGGCCAGAUGCGGGACAGGCCGCCUCCGAGGCUCCCGCUGCUUCCGGUUCGAAGCUGACCACCUCCUUCAUCGUCAUCCAGCAAUCCGCUAUCCAGAUCCUCAGCAUCUUCACCUAUGUCAACUCCAAACACUACCACUUCCCCAUCCCGUGGUCGCCAUCGCAUAUUCAGGCGCGCCUCGCUAUUAUUGCCGCGCGCGGCGUGCUCGAGUACUCGCGCGGUGGUGCGCUCUUCAACGACUUGCGCAGCAUUCUCACGGCGCUCAUCACGCACUUGAAACGGCCGAGCGAGUUUGUAUCUUCUGGGGGCGACCUGAUGGCGGACUUGACGGUUCCCGGGAGCUUCAGCGUGCAUGUGAGUGGGCUCAUCGAGCAGGCGAUCGACGCGAUUCUCGCGGUUCCCGGUAAAGAGAAGGAAGAGCCGGAGGAUGUUUUUAGUGCUUCCAACCACUUUAGCUUUGCAAAGAAGGCGCGCGCAUACACAGGUGCGCAGUAUAAGAGCCACUCGCGCCGCGACGCCACGCCGGCGAGCUCUCAGUAUAGCUCUGCCUUUGACAUUUUCUCGCAAAAGAAACAGUUCCAGGACAAAAGCGGUGAUCGUGUGUCCAGCAGCAGCAACAUCUUUGGGAUGGGGUUUGAAACUGUGGGCGACUUUGCGGCCGAUGGGUCGCUAGGCUUGUUUUCGCUAAUGGAGCAUCCUAAGAAGGACCCGUACCACAUUCCAAGCCUGAAUCCGUAUCACAUUUCGCCGGAUGAUAUUGAGUAUUUCAUCUCGCUAGCGAAGUCGCCAGGUGAACAGGGGAUCCACGAAGGGGGCACCCAGACUAAAAUGAGAGCUGUAGGCCUGAUGGGAGGGCAUAUGGGCCAACAAUCCCAGAUGGGAGCUCAGGCCAGGGAGAGCAGUGCCAAGAUGAGAUCACAGACCCAAAUGGAUACCCCAAUGGGAAUGACUGUCGAAAUGGAUAUGGGCCAUGGUUCUGUCAACUCCCCCUGCUUGGACCGCUUGGACCUCUUCGAAUCUUCCCUCGACUCCCCAAAGCCAACCAUCUUCGACUAUGUUGGGCUGUACCGUGAAGGACCAAAGCGUGCGAUGCCGCGCGACAGCAUCCCGUCAUCCACCAGCAGUCACCCCGAGCAGAUGAUGCGAGCGGCCUCUCUCCAGAGCUACGACGACAUUGGCACAGUGCCGGCGGUUGCGUCGCAGGGCAUGGCGCGCACCGACAGCCUUUUCAGCUGGCAGGGCGACCUCAAACGCGAACCAUUCUAG
This is a messenger RNA of Babjeviella inositovora NRRL Y-12698, 3276 nucleotides long. RefSeq names its product DNA-binding transcription factor (gene CAT8). Bases 1 to 3276 code for a protein of 1091 amino acids. The transcript has a single exon. Gene Ontology annotation, biological process: regulation of DNA-templated transcription; DNA-templated transcription. Gene Ontology annotation, molecular function: DNA-binding transcription factor activity, RNA polymerase II-specific; zinc ion binding; DNA binding. The record is from RefSeq and is a predicted model, not a curated record. NCBI's taxonomy places the organism in Eukaryota, Fungi, Ascomycota, Pichiomycetes, Serinales.